AUGGGCGACCCGCGCUACAAAUCUUCCGACUCAGGCCUUUUGCUCGUCUUCUCGGAGCCGGGCCAAAAUGCCACGCUCGAAGAGUUUCACGAUUGGUACGACACCGAGCACGUCCCGUUGCGCACUUCUCGCUUCCCUGAGUUUCGCUCUGCGGCGCGCUACCAAGUCAUUUCCUCAGCCUCCUCGUUCGGCUCGGAUGCAUCUUCCUCUCCUGCAUGGAUGACUUCCGGCUGGGCAGCACUAUACACUAUCUCCUCCAAUGCAUUAUACAACAAUCCGGCGUACGCGAAUCUGCGUUCGAAUCGUUCGCUACGAGAGGCGGAACUCCUAUCGCGCGUAGCGAUCCUCGACCGGCGCAUCUACACUCUCCAGUCAGACACCGAAGCGUCUAGCAGCAGCACUGAGGGCACGCCCAAUGCCUCGCUGCGUCCCCAGUCAGCCAGCGAGAUUGAGCUGAAUGCUCCCAUCGUCGUAGCAACGAGCGUGACGUUGGUGAACGAGGAAGCGCAGAAGGCGUACGACGAGUGGUACGAUACCGAGCACGUACCGAUGCUCAUGAAGGUCCCAGGAUGGAAACGUACGCGCAGGUUCGUCCUUAUCGAUGCUUUUAUCAAUGGAAAGCUGGCCGGUAAAGAAAAUGAGGACGGCAAGAGCGUGCCCACGUGUCUUGGUCUGCAUGAAUACGAGAACAAUGACUUUGCCUCGACGCCCGAGUACAAAGCUGCAUUGAACACCGAGUGGCGACGCAAAGUGAUGGGUCAAGACGACAAGAAUGUCAAAGCCCGCGAGCGGAGAGUGAUGAAACUGUACCGCGCAUGGGAUCCCGAGACGGCGCUCAAGGAGCAAGCAAACUAA
Messenger RNA from Tilletiaria anomala UBC 951, 855 nucleotides. RefSeq lists its product as uncharacterized. The transcript is spliced from 3 exons. The coding region runs from base 1 to 855 and encodes 284 amino acids. The record is from RefSeq and is a predicted model, not a curated record. Lineage: Eukaryota; Fungi; Basidiomycota; Exobasidiomycetes; Georgefischeriales; Tilletiariaceae.